UUCCAGCCGCGCGCCGCCGGCGGACCGGACGGGUCGGGAGUUGUGUACCGGUCGGUGCUGUGUUUCCAUUCCGGCCGGCCGGCUGUGUCUGUCCCGGCCGACCAGUUUGUUAUCGCAGCCGGGAACUAAACACAGGCCGACACCGGUGGCAGAUUUGUGACCUGUCAGCGCCGGUACCACCGACACUGGCUGGGCGCCCGUCGGCCGUCACUGCCGUGGCAGAAACAUGCCGCCCGAGAAAGGUUGCACGUGGAUAUGGCCGGAAGUUGGGCCCGGCCCGUAGGAGUCGUUUGUUUUGGUUUUAAGACACCUGCUCUCGCACGCGUAGGUGCCAGCUGUGGCGCGGCGCGGACGGUGUGCGGGGUAAACGGUCGACGGGUGGCCCCGGUGAUCGGCUCCCACGUCACGAGCUGUCACUGCUGACGUGCGGCGGGAGGUGUAGCAGGAGCACGCGAUGACCUUCGUCGCGGUGCCGGGGUCUCCGGGCGGCCGCACCGGUAUACGGCGGGCCGACUUUCCGCGUUGCGUGCUCGGUACCUACCUGUCCGCUUUGGGGGCGUCUUCCUUAGAGUUACUGUCCGGCGGAAUGGCCGCGGCCGCAGCGGGCAGCCGCCCCUCUUGGAUCGACUCCAGGGCGGACCGUUUGGCCCCGGGCGCCGACCCGCGUCAGAUGCCUGCGGCCGGCCUGCGACCCGACCGCGCCGACCUCCUCAGCAUUCGUAUUCCGGCCAGCGAUUCGCCCGGUACCGCGGAAGAUUUCCGGCGCGGUCCGACCAUGGCUGCAGUGGGUGAGGCGGCGCGACCCCGGCACCGGGCUGCCGCGGCCGCCAUGACGCCCUCACCGGCGCUGGAGAUGUCCUCGCUGGCCGAGGACGAGGUGCCGCUGACGCUCGAGUCCACGCUGGACUCGGAGGACGGCCUGGUGGAGGUGCGCAAGGCGCCGCGGCCGGCCGCCGAGGAGAGCUGGUUCUCGAUCGGCGUCCAGGUGUUCUUCCCGUACUUGGUGGCCGGCUUCGGCAUGGUCGGCGCCGGCAUCGUGCUUGAUGUCGUACAGCACUGGAGGGUGUUCACCGAGGUGACCGAGGUGUUUAUCCUGGUGCCGGCGCUGCUCGGCCUCAAGGGGAACCUGGAGAUGACGCUGGCCUCCCGGCUCAGCACCCACGCCAACCUGGGCCGUAUGGACGAGCCGGGCGCCAUGUGGAGCCUGCUGCUCUGCAACAUGGGCCUCAUACAGUGCCAGGCGAUCGUGGUGGGUUUUCUGGCGUCCACGGCGGCCGUGGUGAUGGGCUGGAUCCCGGACGGCGAGCUGGACAUCCACCACACGCUGCUGCUGUGUGCCAGCAGCGUGGUCACCGCCUCGCUGGCUUCGCUCAUCCUCGGCACGGUGAUGAUUGCCGUGAUCGUGGGCUCGCAGCGGUUCAACAUCAACCCGGACAACGUGGCCACGCCGAUCGCGGCCAGCAUGGGCGACCUGGUGACGCUGGCGCUGCUCGCCUGGAUCGCCUCGCUGCUCUACCGCGCCAUCGGGCCGGACCCGUGGCUGGCGCCCACCAUUAUAGUUGUGUACCUGCUGCUGAUUCCCGUGUUCGCGUGGGUGUCACACCGCAACCAGUACACGCGCAUCGUGCUGAUGGAGGGCUGGACGCCCGUCAUCACGGCCAUGCUCAUCAGCAGCGCCGGAGGCCUGAUCCUCGAUUUUGCCGUGUCGGCGUACGAGGGCGUGGCCGUGUUCCAGCCGGUUAUCAACGGCGUGGGCGGGAACCUGGUGGCCGUGCAGGCGAGCCGCAUCUCGACCGACCUGCACCGCUCGGGCCGGCCGGGCCAGCCGCCGCACGCCGGCCACCAUCGGGCCGACGGCCACGAGGUGUGCCUGACGCCGUGGGCCGCCUUCUGUCGUACCGGCGGCCACUCGCGGACGGCGCGGGUUCUGCUCGGUAUGGUGGUGCCCGGUCACCUGGUGUUCUGCUAUAGUAUCAGCUAUCUGCGGGCGGGCCACACGUCGCUAACGCCCACCUUCCUCGUGGUGUACAACUGCGCCGCGCUACUGCAGGUUCUGGUGCUGCUGUACGCCGCGCACUGCAUGGUCAACUGGAUGUGGAAGCAGGGCGUGGACCCGGACAACUCGGCCAUCCCCUACCUGACGGCGCUGGGAGACCUGAUCGGCACCGGGCUGCUGGCGCUGGCCUUCCAGUUCCUCUAUAUCGUCGGUGACCGGGACUCGGACCUGGGCGACUGAGGCGGCCGGUCUACGCCGCGGUCCCGCCCGCCCGUCCGGGACAACACCUGCUCCGUCCCAGCGGCCGGCCGCGCCCCAGCCAGGACCGCAAUACUCUGUGUGAGAUUGCCUCCCUCCCAGCUGCCGGCCGAGGUCUGAGCUGGCAGCGCGCUGUGUUUCCGCUCGGUGCGGCCGGGCUGUUCUCAAGACUCGUUCGUGUGCAAUGUUCGCGUCACGUUGCCCAGAAGUAUUCCCGUGUGUGCCGUGGGGCGUGGUGGCGGUUGUGUGAUUUUAUACCGGGUGGGGCGUGUAGAGUGUGGCAUUCGGGAUGGUUAGUGCCGACUGUUGACUGCACUGGCUGCUGGCGCCGGGAGAGUGAGGGGUAGGACAGUUCGGACGUUAUUUCAGGCACAUUCGUGUGCCGAUGCGACAUCCCUCCAUAGUGCGUGUUGUUAUAACGGAUAAUUUGUGGGGCCUCCUGAUAGGCGUAGAUCAUGCCGAUACUUACAGGAGGUCGGGGAUGGAAUCGCAAGACGAUUGAUGACUUGGUUGGACUCGAAUCCCUCCCCCCCACACACACACACACAUUUCAGACACGCGCUCAUUUCCGAAGCAUGCUGCGCGGGCCCAUCAGACACUGCAAUACGAGAUCCCUGUGGAAAACUGGGUGCUAGGAAAUGGUACUUAACAGGUAGUCCAACUGCCAGAUGUUGUUUUCUCUGAAUAACUUUUAUGAUUAGAAGUUGGAAAAUUUUAUCGAGUGGUGACGUGCGCCUUCUCUCGACUGUGUUCGGUCCGUUCCACUGACAGUGUUUUGUUCCUCUGUAGGUGUCUGUAGGCCUGGGCCGAUCAGGCAGGUGUCGAGUGGGUGGAUACGCCCGUAGGUGGGGCAUUUUGUACUAUCGAGGCUGCUCUGGUCAUGGGCGAUUUAUAAACAAGAGUUGUUGUGAACUUGCGAAUUUUAUAUCCAAAGAAUACAUAUUAGUAUUUGUA
Messenger RNA from Amphibalanus amphitrite, 3208 nucleotides. RefSeq names its product solute carrier family 41 member 1-like. Gene Ontology annotation, molecular function: monoatomic cation transmembrane transporter activity. Bases 455 to 2236 code for a protein of 593 amino acids. The transcript has 10 exons. Gene Ontology annotation, biological process: monoatomic cation transport. The record is from RefSeq and is a predicted model, not a curated record. NCBI's taxonomy places the organism in Eukaryota, Metazoa, Arthropoda, Thecostraca, Balanomorpha, Balanidae. Gene Ontology annotation, cellular component: plasma membrane.